UUAGUAACAGUCAAACAUUGCACACUGUCUGAUGAAACGAAGGGUGUCGUGAGUGUGAUCGACUCGUCUAUUCGUUCAGUAUUCAUAUUUAGUAUAAAAUAUAUUGGUUAUAUUAUUUGAAGGAUUAUAUAGUAUAGUAUCUACUUGUCAGAAUUUAGGAAUUGAUGAGUGAAUUGGAGCAAGUUUGAAGAAAAGGGGUUAAAUCAGAAACAAAGCUAUUAAAGAACACAUAUUAUUACCAUGGAAACGGUUGAUCAUCCAGAUGGCCACGCUGUACCAAAACGGCGGAUGUCUAUCAUGAAUAGAGAAACCAUGGAAGGUUUGACAACGCAACCAAAUAUAAGACGCAUGUCAAGAAUGGACCCGCGCCCCAGCGUCCAGUAUGGAAUGAGUGGGCGUCGAAUGUCACAUGUAUCGCGUAGCAGUAUAUCAGGUGCCUCAUUUGGCGCAAAAAACCUCUUCACUCAAGUCAAAGUUCAGAAUACAUACAGAUUGGGACCGGACCCCGGCGAAAAGUUCAACUCCAGCCAAGCGGAAAAAGUCAUUAAAAGUGUACUGGAUUCCUAUUUGGGUGGUGAAACGUAUGAUAGCAAAUUAUGUUCUAAUCUAGUUCAAGAUUUAUCGGACGUUAUCAAAAAUCGAAUGAAAGACAUCGGAUUCAGUCCAAGAUAUAAAUUUAUUUGUGAUGUUAUUAUAGGCGAAAAUAAAAACCAAGGCAUAUCAGUUGCUAGUAGAAGUGUGUGGGGUAUCGAUACAGACAAUUACGCUAGUGCGUCCUAUACGAAAGGAAAUCUUCUUGCAGUAGCUAGCGUUUUCGCUACCUAUUUCGAAUAAGAUACAUUUUAAUGCUAAAUAUUUUAUUGUUUUAAGCUCGUUUUAUGUGCGGUAUAUGGGAACUAUUAGCUGACAUACAGACAUAACAUUUUCAUCUAGGUCUAUCAUUGAAACUGUGUACAUGUUUAAUUAUUAUGUAUUAUUAAAUGGUUGCUGAAAUUUCUC
Molecule: messenger RNA, 999 nt
Organism: Patella vulgata (common limpet)
Lineage: Eukaryota; Metazoa; Mollusca; Gastropoda; Patellidae
Product: dynein light chain Tctex-type protein 2B
Exons: 2
Coding region: 241-834 (197 amino acids)
Biological process (GO): microtubule-based movement
Cellular component (GO): cytoplasm; cytoplasmic dynein complex
Molecular function (GO): dynein intermediate chain binding
Source: RefSeq, a predicted model, not a curated record